Molecule: messenger RNA, 573 nt
Organism: Symbiodinium necroappetens
Lineage: Eukaryota; Dinophyceae; Suessiales; Symbiodiniaceae
Source: the annotation of a GenBank genome assembly
UACGUCAACAUGCGGAAGCAGCGCUAUCCAGCCACCUACGACUUGCCAGACAUCAAGGGUGCAGCUGCUUUUUCCAAGGAGAAGGCGGAGGAAAGCUGGCAGUGGUACCCUGUCGGGAAGGUUGAAGACUUCCCGAGGGCCGGAGGUCUUGCAAUGAAACACGGUGACGCUGAGGUGGCGGUCUUCAAUUUGUCGCACCGUCAGGAUGAGUCGGAGAAGUGGUUCGCCACCCAGAACCUGUGCCCUUGCAAGCAAGUGCGAGUGAUCUCUCGCGGCUUGGUGGGUGAGCCAGCCAGUGGCGCAAUCACAGUGGCUGAUCCAGUGUACAAGACAGUCUAUGACUUGAGAACGGGAUGCGGCAUCACCAGUCCAGACCUGAACCUCUCCACUUUCCACACCCGUGUGACAGAUGGCAAAGUGGAAGUGAAGCUGCCAGCACCCGAGGAGUAUGCUAAGGCCCUCCAGACUGCAUCUCGCAAGGCGGUCGAGGAGGCCGGCGUGAAGGCUGCUAAGGUCAUGGGCAAGUCCAAGCCUUUCGAUGCCAACGGCAAGCAUGUCGCCCUUGACUGGUGA